Molecule: messenger RNA, 1870 nt
Organism: Psylliodes chrysocephalus
Lineage: Eukaryota; Metazoa; Arthropoda; Insecta; Coleoptera; Chrysomelidae
Source: the annotation of a GenBank genome assembly
UGUCAUUUGUCAUUAAGUCAUCAAACCACUUUUGUGGUGUGGUAGAAUUUGCAGACUUUAAUUUAAAAUACGAAAUAACUUGAAAUAUAUUUCAUAUUUAACAUAAUUUAACAAAGAGUUAUGACUAUGACGGACCAGUCAGGGGGCGAAGUUCCCCAUUUCGUUGCCCCAAUUAUUCAGGACAAUCCCACCGGAUGGGGUCCAUGUGAAGUGCCAGAUCAGUUUAAAGAUAUGCCAUACCAGCCUUUUAGCAAAGGUGAUCGGUUAGGGAAAAUUAGUGAUUGGACCGGUGCCGCUUUUCUGGACAAAAAAUAUGCCAAUAAAUAUGCUUCCCAAUUUGGUUCAGGCAGUCAGUAUGCUUAUUAUCAUGAUGAAGAUGAGAGCACUUUUCACUUAGUUGAUACAACUAGAGUUCAAAAACCACCUUAUCAAAGGGGUCGGUUCCGUGCUAAUCAACGUAACAUGCGUGGUAGAGGUGGUAGGUCUAAUACUCAAUCAGGAGGAAUGCAGGCACUUGGUAAGGGGCUGAAAGCUAGGGAUACUUACAAGAGAAGUCAGGUUAAGAGGUGGGGCCAAGGACGUCCACAAAUCAAAAUUAGGGAUGCUUCUGUUACUGUUAGACCAGAUUGGUCUACAAUUGAGGAAAUGGAUUUCCCAAGAUUGGGAAAAUUGUCUCUUCCAGGAAUCAAAGAUGGUGAGGACAUUCUGUGUUGUGGAGAAUUAGAAUACUAUGACAAGACUUAUGAUCGUGUCAAUGUUAAAAAUGAGAAAGCCUUGCAGAGUGUCAAUAGGAUUUUCCAUACUGUUACUACCACUGAUGAUCCUAUUAUCAGAAAACUUACAAAAACUGAAGGAAAUGUUUAUGCAACUGAUGCUAUUUUGGCUACAAUUAUGUGUUGCACAAGAUCCAACUAUUCUUGGGAUAUUGUUAUUGAGAAAAUUGGUGACAAACUAUUUUUCGAUAAAAGAGACAAUACUGAAUUUGAUUUACUUACUGUAAAUGAAACUUCUGUUGAACCUCCACAAGAUGAUGGCAACUCCUUGAAUUCGCCUAGAAACUUAGCUUUAGAAGCCACCUUUAUUAACCACAAUUUCAGCCAACAAGUAUUGAAAAUAGGAGCUACUGAACCUAAAUACAAAUUUGAAGAAGUUAAUCCAUUCAUAUCUGAGGAAGAAGAUGGCGAAUUUGCCAGCGUGGCCUAUAGAUACCGAAAAUGGGACCUUGGUGGAGGCAUUACUUUGGUGGCUAGAUGCGAACAUGAUGCAGUAGUUCAGUCUCCAAAUGGUGAACUCCAAUUCCUUACCAUCAAAGCCUUAAAUGAAUGGGAUUCCAAAUUAGCAAAUGGAGUUGAGUGGAGACAGAAACUGGAUACACAAAGAGGUGCUGUUUUGGCUAAUGAACUCCGCAACAAUGCUUGCAAACUGGCCAAGUGGACAGUACAAGCACUUUUGGCUGGUAGUGAUCAGAUCAAGUUUGGUUAUGUGUCUCGUGCACAUGUGAGAGAUAACAGCAAGCAUGUUAUUUUGAGAACACAGCAGUAUAAGCCUCAUGAGUUUGCUACACAAAUUAAUUUGAAUAUGGAUAAUGCUUGGGGUAUUUUAAGAUGCAUUGUUGACAUUGUAAUGAAACAAAAAGAUGGUAAAUACUUGAUAAUGAAAGAUCCUAACAAGCCCAUGAUUCGUUUAUAUGACAUCCCCGAUAAUACCUUUGAAUCAGAUGGAGAAACUGAGUCAGAUGAUGAUGUUCCGGACAAUGCUACUGCUUUCCCACUAUAUUCUUAUAAUACUAGUUCCAAGCGUUAAGAAUAUAAUUUUUAGGCACAAAGUUGUAGAUGUGCUUUUUCAUAUGAAAAAUAAACAUUGAAACAAA